This is a messenger RNA of Hyaloscypha bicolor E, 1322 nucleotides long. RefSeq lists its product as uncharacterized. The record is from RefSeq and is a predicted model, not a curated record. The transcript has 3 exons. Gene Ontology annotation, biological process: formation of translation preinitiation complex; translational initiation; formation of cytoplasmic translation initiation complex. Gene Ontology annotation, molecular function: translation initiation factor activity; mRNA binding; translation initiation factor binding. The coding region runs from base 108 to 1139 and encodes 343 amino acids. Gene Ontology annotation, cellular component: eukaryotic translation initiation factor 2 complex. NCBI's taxonomy places the organism in Eukaryota, Fungi, Ascomycota, Leotiomycetes, Helotiales, Hyaloscyphaceae.
AGACAACCACGAACUUCACAUUCGAAGUUUUGUCUUCUUACUACGUGAACAUUUCAAAUCUCUUGAUACCAUCAGAGGAGUAUCUCCAGUCGAAACCAACCGCAAUCAUGGCAGAUGUCGACGUUCCUCAGGAACGAAAAGCUCGCAAAUCAGUAGCAUUCAGCGAAGGCACGACGAUCGUAGACGAGAACGGGGCAGUCACGAUGAAAGCGGACGGCCACGACGAUAACUCGACGACGGCAAUGUCACACUCACCAAGUACGCCGCCACUAUCACAGGCUUUGGGGGACUUUACUGACCCUCCCAUUCAAGCUCUCGAUGAUGAGCCUACCAAAGAUGACGAUGACGAUGUCGCCAAUAUGUUGAAGGGUAUGAAGAAGAAGAAGAAGAGCAAGACACCGAAGGCAGAGGAUGGAGAAGCUGAGGGAGGCGAGGCGGCUGCUGAGGAUGGCGGACUGGAUCUCUCCUCGAUGAAAAAAAAGAAGAAGAGCAAGAAGCCAAAGGAAGGCACGGAGGAUGAAUUCGCCGCCAAGCUUGCUGCACUCGAUAUCGAAGGCAAGGAAGAGGAGAGAGAGGCUGCAGUUGCAGCUGAAAAGAAACCCGUUGAUGACGGUGAUAUGGAGAAGGGGACUGGCAUCUGGCAACAUGACUGCACGACACGGAUUCCCUACGAAAGCCUGCUCUCCCGAUUCUUCACCCUCCUCGCCCAAAAGAACCCAGACCAUGCAUCGAGCGGUUCAAGAAGCUACAAGAUCCCACCUCCUCAGUGUCUGCGUGAAGGCAACAAGAAGACGAUUUUCGCCAACAUUGCCGAGAUUUGCAAGCGCAUGAAGAGAACUGAUGAGCAUGUCACUUCAUAUCUGUUUGCUGAGUUGGGUACGAGUGGUUCCGUUGAUGGUAGCAGACGUCUGGUUAUCAAGGGUCGAUUCCAGCAGAAGCAGAUUGAGAACGUGUUGAGGAGAUAUAUCAUGGAAUAUGUCACCUGCAAAACCUGCAGAUCUCCAGAUACGGAACUCAACAAGGGAGAGAACAGAUUGUACUUCAUUACCUGUAACUCCUGCGGUUCUCGACGAAGUGUUACUGCUAUCAAGACCGGUUUCUCUGCACAAGUUGGAAAGAGACGUAGACAGCAAGGUUAGAGAAAUUGGAUGGACGGUUGCAUUGGGGCGCUACAGAUCUUUCCAGGCAAGAUGGUGGAUGCAUAUUGAGCAUUGCCGGAGGCAGUUGAUCCUUAAGACCUGCGAAAUCAUGUGUUGCAGGUGUUGCAAAAAGGAUUACCAGUACAUACAUAGAAGAGCUAUGCAGAAAAUUAAAUGAUCCAG